AUGGCUUUAAUGGAUGUGAAAUUUGCCGUGAUCUUCCUAUUCCUGAUAGUUGUUGGAGCUCUGGGGAACUUCUUGCUCUUCUGUCGUUACACUUCAUCUCUUGACUUAAGGGGAUACCCGUCGAAGUCCACAGAUCUGAUUCUCAGGCACUUGACUUUAACCAACUCCUUGGUCAUUCUCUCCAGAGGAAUCCCGGAGACCAUGACAGCUUUUGAGUUGAGAUAUUUUCUCAAUGACUUUGGAUGCAAAGUUGUUUUCUUUGUUCACAGAGUGUCCGGGGGUGUGUCCAUUGAUAGCACGUGCCUACUGAGUGUUUUUCAGGCCAUUACUAUCAGCCCCUGGAACUCCAGGUGGGCAGUGCUUAAAGGGAAAGCUCCCAGGUACAUUGGCCCCUCAAAUAUCCUCUGCUGGAUCAUGAACAUAAUACUAAAUAUUGUGAUUCCUGUGUAUAUGACUGACAAACGGAACAACAAAAACACUUCAAAAAUUAUGGACUUCGGAUACUGUACUUCUGCACUUCAUGACAAAGACACAGACUUACUAUAUAUGGUAUUGGUAUUCUCCCAUGAUGUUUUGUGCUUGGGACUCAUAACUUGGGUCAGUGAGUUCAUGGUUUCCACCCUGUACAGGCAUAAGCAGCGGAUCCAACACAUUUAUAGGACCGAAGUGUCCCCCAGAUCCUCCGCCGAGAUUAGAGCCACCCAAAGCAUCCUUGUGCUGGUGACCACAUUUGUGUCUUUUUACACCCUCUCCUCCAACAUUUACAUGUAUUUUUCUAUUUCUCGCAAGAUCAGCUGGUGGCUGAUAAACACCUCUGCCCUAAUCAAUGCAUGUUUUCCAACUGCCUGCCCCUUUGUUCUCUUGAGUCAGGACUACUGGGUAUCCAGACUCUUCUCUGUGUGCACAGGAAGAAAUACACAAUUCCCUCGUCUCAUCAGAAAAAUAUAA
This is a messenger RNA of Callorhinus ursinus (northern fur seal), 948 nucleotides long. Its product is annotated as vomeronasal type-1 receptor 2-like. The record is from RefSeq and is a predicted model, not a curated record. Gene Ontology annotation, molecular function: pheromone receptor activity. Lineage: Eukaryota; Metazoa; Chordata; Mammalia; Carnivora; Otariidae. Gene Ontology annotation, biological process: G protein-coupled receptor signaling pathway. Gene Ontology annotation, cellular component: membrane.